Molecule: messenger RNA, 1004 nt
Organism: Mauremys reevesii (Reeves's turtle)
Lineage: Eukaryota; Metazoa; Chordata; Testudines; Geoemydidae
Product: apovitellenin-1-like
Exons: 4
Coding region: 378-710 (110 amino acids)
Biological process (GO): lipid metabolic process
Cellular component (GO): chylomicron
Molecular function (GO): enzyme inhibitor activity
Source: RefSeq, a predicted model, not a curated record
AGGAGAAUAUAGCUGCUGUUUGCAUAGGUGCUCAGUGGGAAUGGGGGGUAGGGUACGAAGCAAACACUAGCUAAAGGCUCAGGAUCUAGUCUCAGCUAGACUGACCCGCCAUUACCCAAUCCUGCUCCGCGCAGGACUUGGGACUCUGUACCUCCUGCCCAUCCCACUCAUCUGACCCUUGUUGUGAAAGAGCCAAUGUGGAGCCAAGCAUGACCUCUGACCCGCUUGCUGUCUCUAUAUUAACUUUGUGUAAGUGCUUGUGUUUCUGGCACACGUCUACCCCUGCCUCUGCCAGAGGGAGAGAGCGAGUAUCAAAGGGUUUAAUUGUGCCUCCAGCUGGUUUCUGAGGGUACUGCCUUGAGCUUGUGCUGCAAACCAUGCUUCUGUCCAAGGCUUUGGCGGUGACUCUGAUUCUGCUCCUCAGCACCAGUCUCUCUGAAGUGGGUGCUAAGGCAAUCUCAAAGAGACACGUUCGUCGUGACUGGCUGAUCAUACCGGAUUCAAUUGCAUUUUACAUGUAUGAAUCUGUGAACAAAGUGUCCCCGAAAGCUGGUCAGUUCUUGGCAGAUGCUGUUCAGACUCCAGUAAUCCUUGAGAUCAGGAACUUCCUGAUGAAGGAGACCUCUAAAAUCAGUGUGCUGGCAGAACAGCUGAUGGAAAAAUUAACAGGUCUGUGGAAGAAGAAAGAGGAAGCCUCAGCCCAGCAGUAGAACUGAGAUAAGGCCACUUGACAUGAGUAAUUAGAAUGUGCAGCGUCCCUUAUCCUCAUGAAGUGAGAUCAGCUACUACCAUAGAAUUGUUGUCCCUGAUGAUGUCACUAGAAGGGGUGAGAAUACCAGCUUCAAAGAGCAGAGAACCUGUCUCCAGGGGUGGGGAGGGAUGCACUAUCAAAGUAGCUGCUGGAUGUGGGAAAGGGAAUAGAAGGAAGACCGAUUCUGUAGUUGAAUCUUGAAACCUAAUUUCGCCUUCAACAAUUUGUUGACCUUCCACCUCACCCCAAUAAA